This is a messenger RNA of Megalobrama amblycephala (Wuchang bream), 2917 nucleotides long. RefSeq names its product inhibitor of nuclear factor kappa-B kinase-interacting protein-like. Bases 448 to 1284 code for a protein of 278 amino acids. The record is from RefSeq and is a predicted model, not a curated record. The transcript has 2 exons. NCBI's taxonomy places the organism in Eukaryota, Metazoa, Chordata, Actinopteri, Cypriniformes, Xenocyprididae.
ACAUGUUUACAUAUACACAUAUACACACAUGCACAUAUAGCACAAAUUAUACAUGUAUGCAUAUACAUAUGUACAUACCUACAUACACAUAUACAUAAAUGCAUGAAUGCAUGCAUUCUGGAUGUGCAAGUAAACACUAAAUUCAACAUAAAAUCAAAAUGAUGAACUUUAUAUGCGGUUUUAAUACAUGUGUCAUGUGUUGUUGCGGCUGAUUUAUUAGUGCAAAUUAUUCCAAAGGGACAAAAUGUUUGUCUACAUAAUCUUUCAUCUAAAAUUACUUAAUUUUUUCUUGGCUGAUGUCACUUAAAAAUGUUGACCAAAUAUCUCAAUGUGCCAAAUCCAGUCCUGCGACUCUUUCCACCUCCAGUCAUCAGACCUGUCUGUCAUUGAGAUCUGUAGUCAGAGAUGAUCUAGCUUCACGUCUCUACAGCGUUCUUGUUGGCUCGUAUGUCCGUAUGGAUUCACUCAUGGACAAUGGUUCUUCUUUUACUGACCCCUACAAACUCUUCUCCUGGCCCUGAUAUUACAUGUGCGAGUGUCCAUGCGCUGAUGUCCGGUCCUGAGGGAACGCCGGUCGUCUCCCAGAUGGAGGCUUUGUCUGCGGAAGUUGAUGAACUGAAGGAGCGUUUCUCCAGCCUAACCGGUCAACGGCAGCAGCUCCAGCAGGACCUGAGCACCCUUGAUCAAGCCAUGGAGCACGUGGAGAGCCGAACCCUGCAGGUCUCCAAUGACGUGACCUCCAAGGUGGCCUCCAUCCGUACAGAUGUGCGGCGUAUGGCUGGCCUGGAGACCGAAGUGGAGGCACUGCUCAAUCAGACAAACGCCCUGGAGGAGAAGGUGGCCCAGACCGAGAAGCUCAUGGUCAAGCGCAUUGGCGAUCUUCUAGCGGGUAGCAUCGACCGCGUCUCCGGUCUGAAGAGCUCUGCUGAGAGGAACGGCCAGAGACUGGAUCAGAUCAGCGCACUCGUUCACCAGCUCUCCGCGGACAACCGCAAGCUCGCCGAGCAAAUCCUGGCGCUGGAGAGCGGCCAAGCCAAGCUGCGCAAGAUGGUGACGUUUGCAGACGACCUGAAGCCCAAAGUAUUCACCAUCAGACAAGACUUCGCCAUCGUAGAGCCCAAACUAGCCGACCUGACUCUGAGAAUCGGCCAGCUGGCUGAAGACAUGAUGAGCAGAGAGGGAGAAGUGGCGGAGUUGAGGGAGCACUUCUCCAACCGUGACUCGAGUCAGACCGUGAGAGAUGAGACGACACAAGACACACUGGACCAGCUGACGCCUGAAUGAGGAGUGGACUCGCUCACCUCAAAAUCAACAUGAUCGGACAGUGUGUGCUUCCAACGGGAAAACACACGGCAUUAGUGUGCUUUUCAAGAGCUGCUACAUGAGAUCUGCUAAUUUAAGCAAGAUUUACAUGUAAAGCAUUGAUAUGCCCUUGCAGAAACACUGAACCGUGAAAUCUGCCAUGAUGAUUGUCAUGUAUCGACCAGUUGUGUGCAAUGAACUUCUGGAAUGAGGCGGCAAAGUCCUCACUGUUUUAUUUAACUGUGAAGUCAUGUUCCAGUUACACUGAUGUUGAGUUUUUCAGGUUAAAUAUGUACCUAGACUAUCAAGAAAACGACCAAAACAAUUCUAUUUUUACAGUAACAUUGAAAUAAUUACUUUAUUUAUUAAAACAAAGAAUAUUUCUCAAGUCGUCGUUAUCAUUUUUAUAUGUUUUACAUAACUAUAAGAACAUGGUAACCAAUGUCAUGUUUCAUGUAUAUGCUAUUUGUGAACUGAUGUUCAUUUGUAGUCAUCAAGGUCACAGACACGGAGAUGCGCCUUUAAUUUCACCUUAAUUUAACUGAUCGCUCAAUAAAAACACUCGCAGAUCAUGAUUUCAAGUAGUAAUAUGACAUGACAGUGGUGAGAUCAAGUGGGUGAGUUGUUUGUUUACUUUUAAUUAGUCCAUUCAGGCCAAUUUGCCAACUUUCAUGAAAAUAAGAGGCGGGACUUAUUGAAUGAACCGCCAAAUGGCCAAUCAUUCUCGGACUGGAUUUCUAGAACCCUAUUUUUUCGAAACACUUCAUUAUGCUGAUUGAUGUUGUAAACUAGUGUUUGUUUUCAUAUUUAUUUAAUUUAUUAAUGUACUGCUGUUUACUACACAGUCUGUCACACACCACCAAAUGUGAGGCACAGCUCAAUUAAAAGGUUUUGCACAUGCAUACAUACAAAUAUCUUACUUCUGCUUUGAAAAAAUGGUCAUUCUUCCCAAGGAAACUGAAUUUAAAACCAGAAUACAAGUCUUCAUAUAUUGAAACAAAUUAGGUUAAAUAUUUCAAAAGAGUUACUAAUGGUUAUGUUUAGGGGUUGGUUAGGAGAAUCUCAAACAAUUAAAUCAUUCCUGAAAAUUAAUAAUACAAAUACAGAAUGAAUCUGAUCUGAUCUGAUUUGUCCUCUCAGAAUUGUGAGAUAUAAAUUCGGAAUUACUUUUUUAUUCCAUGGCUUCCAAAGACUGAUACUGCAGAACUGUCAUUAUAUAUUGACAGGUGAACUUACGAAAAUGAGUCGUUUCAGAAGAGCAAAUGGAAUCUGUGGAGAAGUGUCCAAAGUUAGCUGAACAACCCCAAAACAUACCUGGGGCCAGAUUCAUGAAACAUUCUUAAAGGGAUGGUUCACCCAAAUAUGAAAAUUCUGUCAUCAUUUACUCCCCCUCAAGUUGUUCCAAUCCUGUCUACAUUUCUUUUGUUCUGCUGAACACAAAAGAUCUCGCCCGCCACUGGUGUAAUUCAUCACAUUAACACAUAAACGGUUCCUCAAAGUCUGACGACCAGAAAGUGUCCAAGACAUUCGCCUUUACUUUGAACAUAUCACUUGCUUCAUGUUUUGAAACCCAGCAAACUUCAAUCAAUCAAUAAAAAAAUUCUAUGAUUGAAAA